Scatophagus argus is the source of this 1462-nucleotide messenger RNA. RefSeq names its product nuclear factor of activated T cells 2 interacting protein (gene nfatc2ip). The coding region runs from base 136 to 1185 and encodes 349 amino acids. The transcript is spliced from 9 exons. Gene Ontology annotation, biological process: positive regulation of transcription by RNA polymerase II; cytokine production. NCBI's taxonomy places the organism in Eukaryota, Metazoa, Chordata, Actinopteri, Scatophagidae. The record is from RefSeq and is a predicted model, not a curated record.
CUUCUCAUUGAAGGAGCGUUGCUCCGUAAUUCGUGUACACAACAUUUCCCAUAGCACGUGAACGCAACGGAGCCACCGGAAAAUCCGACAGCACUAGAAGGCAGUAGCAACGCAAAGCGCGGUGAAGAAGCGGUCAUGGCCGAACCGGUGUCUGACAGUGACGUCCCGGCCGUGAAGCCGCCACCCAAGCGGCGACGCAUCCUCGACCCCUCAGCUAUCGUCCCGGUGCCCGUGUACUCCAGCAAGGUAAGCAGCAGCCUGCAGUUGAAGCCACUGGCAGCAGCGUUCCCUGAAAAGGAAGCCACAGACGACGGAGCAGACGAGAGUUUGUGGCCGCGGUUUUCCCCACAAGCUCCGUCAGCGGCCAUCAUCACUUUCAGUGACUCUGAGGAGGACGAAGCAGAACAGACGGAGAGGAAAACAGAAGCAGGAGCCGUCCGCUGCCCGUCCCCUCCACCUCCAGAGAGUCCAGUCCAGAACCAGUCCAGACAGGUCAAACUGAAGAUCACUGAGCUCGACAGAAAGCUCCAGGCAGUGAACUCCCUCCUGUCUCCUGAACCCCAGGACACGAGGACCAGACGCCGCCGGGCUCCAGAUGAUGAUGUCAUCGUCAUGAACUCUAACGACGAUGACGUUAUCGUCCUGACGCCCAAAUCUGGUGCUCAGGAUUCCUCGUACAGCUCAUCGGUCCGGGAGAUUCCCCUCAAAAUCCGCUGCCGAACAAACAUCCAUAAGAUCCCGGUGCUGUCGUCGACACCUUUAGGUGAUGUGGUGAGCCAGCUGUCCGUCGUCCUUAAGGUUCCUCCUCCUCGCCUCUUGUUGCUGAGGGAUGACGUGGAGCUCCCUACGGAAUCGACUGUCGGCGAGCUCGGCCUCGGCAUCGCAGACAUUAUAGAGUGUGUCGUCAUGGCAGCAGAGAAUGAAAGCGGAGAAAGAGGUGGCGGCGGCGGCGGCGGCGGCAUCGUCACAGUGAGGCUGCAGAGCAAAGACAAAGACUCUUCACAGGAGUUCUCCCUGCACAGAGACGCGCCGCUGGGCUCCGUCUUCUCACAGUAUCUGUCCAGGAUGUCCAGCAGCGCCCAGAGGGCCGUCCGCUUCCACUUCGACGGGUCCAAAGUGAGGCACAGCCAGACGCCGGCUCAGCUCGACAUGGAGGACGGCGACAUCAUCGAAGUUUGGACUUAAGCCUUGACGUUCAUAACAUUUAUUACCUGUAAAGUUUAGUUACUUUAUUUGUAAAAGUCACUUUAUUUGUACAUGUUGAAAAUACAAAGAUGCAACAGUUCAAAUGGAAAUGACAUUAUAUUUUUAUAAACUAUUCAGAUUGAAAUUUAAAAAAUAACAGAACUCGUAUACAAGAAAUUAAAUUGUUGUAAAACUGUAUUUUAAUGUUUCUUUGACUGUACAAUAGCUGUUUUACAUGUUGAUUUUUUAAAUAAUAAAAGUAGUGAAAGUUACUCUG